AUGCCACAGACGAACGUUGUGGUGCUUGGUGCAGGCGUAAUCGGCCUUACAACAGCUCUGCUGCUCUCUCGCGACGAGCGGUACAGUGUCACUGUGAUUGCGAAGCAUAUGCCUGGGGACUAUGACAGUGUCGAGUAUGCGUCACCAUGGUAUGAUCCACUACAUCCACCUAGAAGACACGCUGAAUCGUGGACUGAUCCUUACCAUGAUGGCUUAGGGCAGGCGCCAGCUUUGAGCCUCCAGCCUACACAGCCGAUCCCUAACAAGAGUAACAGCGUGGGCGCCGAGGGUACACCAGCUCAACAGUACGAGCGCGACACCGGGCCCAUUCUAUUCCGUCUCUGCCGUGAGGUGCCCGAAUCCGGUAUCGUAUUCAACCAAUGCACAAUCUACAACCGCCAUAAAGACGCCUCUACGCCCAUCGGCCAAUGGUUCGCCGCAGCCGUCAGUCCUUCGCCAUGGUUCACCUCUAUAGUCGAGGACUUCCGCGUACUGCCACGCUCCGAGCUCCCCGCUGACGUCGAUUCAGCGUCGACGUUCCGCACUGUGUGUAUCAACACAGCCGUCUACUUGCCAUGGCUUCUCGGGCAAUGUCUUGCGCAUGGAGCCGUCGUGCGGCGCGGUACUGUCGCGCACGUGGCUGAGGCAGGCGCGCUUCACCAUAGCGGGAACAGAACAGAUAUCAUUGUGAAUUGUGUGGGCUUAGGAGCGCGAGCGUUGGGCGGGGUGAAGGAUGGCUUGGUGUAUCCGGCCAGGGGACAGACGGUGUUGGUUAGGCAGGAGCCUAUGCAGAUGACGACGGUGAGUGGGACGGAUGAUGGACCGGAGGAGGUUGUGUAUACGAUGACGAGGGCGGGUGGUGGAGGUACCAUUCUCGGCGGGUGCUUGCAGGCGAAUAACUGGAACGCACAAGUCGACCUGAACCUCGCGAAUCGGAUCAUGAAGCGCUGUGUGGCGCUGGUUCCCAAGCUUACCGACGGUAAGGGAUAUGAGGCUCUUGAUGUCGUCAAGCACAACGUUGGCAUGCGACCGCUCAGGGAGGGUGGACCACGUGUUGAUGUUGACACUGUGAAUGGCUUCAGGGUUGUGCACCAGUAUGGCCAUGGUGGCGGUGGCUAUCAGAUGAGCUGGGGUAGUGCCAAAGAAGCCGUAAGGCUUGUUAAUCAGCUGCGGGGCGAAAGAAGCCGUCUCUGA
This is a messenger RNA of Pseudovirgaria hyperparasitica, 1194 nucleotides long. RefSeq names its product D-amino-acid oxidase. NCBI's taxonomy places the organism in Eukaryota, Fungi, Ascomycota, Dothideomycetes, Acrospermales, Acrospermaceae. The record is from RefSeq and is a predicted model, not a curated record. The transcript has 5 exons. Gene Ontology annotation, molecular function: D-amino-acid oxidase activity; FAD binding. The coding region runs from base 1 to 1194 and encodes 397 amino acids.